Lytechinus pictus (painted urchin) is the source of this 1892-nucleotide messenger RNA. Its product is annotated as homeobox protein Hmx. The record is from RefSeq and is a predicted model, not a curated record. Gene Ontology annotation, cellular component: nucleus. Bases 579 to 1796 code for a protein of 405 amino acids. The transcript is spliced from 2 exons. Gene Ontology annotation, molecular function: DNA-binding transcription factor activity, RNA polymerase II-specific; RNA polymerase II transcription regulatory region sequence-specific DNA binding. Gene Ontology annotation, biological process: regulation of transcription by RNA polymerase II. NCBI's taxonomy places the organism in Eukaryota, Metazoa, Echinodermata, Echinoidea, Temnopleuroida, Toxopneustidae.
ACUGACAACUUUUGUCACAGACCAUUGGUCGCAUUUAUCCAGCACUGGCUUUUUUUAACCACCACGGUCAUUAUACCUCCUCCCCGUCUCUCUGUCCCUCUCAGUUCCUCCCUCACUUCAUUUAAAGAAGAGACCAUCAAGUCUUUGUGAUGCUUUCACUAUUUUGAUUGAUAAAUUGACAGAAAGAGUCAGCGAUCAUUGGCGCCACUCGAUAUCAACACUUUUUGGACACUUCACUGAGCCCGCCCACUCCCUUGCCCAACUGGCAAGCAUUCGCUAUCUCAACUUUGGAGCAGGUGGAUUGGUCUUAUGGUCGGGAACGCAUCUCUUGCUCUGAGUUUCUUUGAAACAACCAUCUCAUGUCGACGGUAAUACUUGAAGUUACUGCUAGAGAACCCUAUUAGCCGAUGAUUUUCUUCAGGAAAGAAUUUUGUGUCUUAACAGUCGAGCAAUGAUAAGCUGAACAAAUAUUCGAAAUACUGGAGAUACUAGCGUGAAGUUGAUAAAAUAAACUUGUCAUAGAAUAAUUAGAGACUCGUCAACCUUUGACUCAUUGAAAACAUUUGUGAUCUGUAUCUAUGGACAGUAGUCGUGAAUUUUCAGGAGAGGAUCCAGGAACUCCGUCUCCACGCCACGAAACACGCAAGAUGCGUCAAUCACCAGAUCGUCCGAGUCAUCACACAGCUCGCCCCGCCGCAUCUCUGGCGUCGCAACCACUCCGCCCUGCUCACUAUCCUGAUGACGACGACCACUACAGAACGCACAGCCCUCCUCCGAGCCAGCCUAGAGCGAAGGGAUUCAGUAUCGAGAGCAUUCUAUCUCCGACGGACAAGCACCAGAAAUCACCGAGGUCGCCACCGAUGUCGCCCCCGAGUCCGUCGAAGUCGACCAACGGGUGCAAUGAUGGACUUCUGUACAGCAGCUCUCGACAUCCUCUCUCGCCGACAGGUCCCGGGCUUGGACGGGCGGCGUUAGAUGAGCUCGCCGCACACAGAGCAGCGGCUCUCCAUAUCCCGACUGCUGCACUCCCCUUUUCUCAUCUAGCACACAAUCCUGCAUUUUAUGCCUGGAUGCAUGGGGCGUCCUUCUUACAUUAUCAUGGUAUGCCGGGAUUCAGCUCUCACCCACCAAUAGCCCAGCCGUUGACCAACAGUAGCCGCCUUGCUAUGGCAAAGGACAUCUCGCCUAGACCAACUCAAUCUCAUAGCAGCUUCGGAGAGGAAAGCGGCGAAAAAGAUAGCCGUGAUCGAGAAUCACCAGAUCCUGAGCUCCGUCGAAAUGACGGACAUGAAGAGGACGAUGACGACGACGAUGAUCCGUCUCCACAAAAGAAGAAGAAAAAGACGAGAACUGUAUUUUCGCGAAGUCAAGUGUUCCAGCUUGAAUCGACGUUUGAAGUUAAGCGUUAUCUGUCGAGUUCUGAGCGGGCUGGACUGGCAGCAAAUCUUCAUCUGACGGAGACCCAAGUAAAGAUAUGGUUCCAGAACCGUCGUAACAAGUGGAAGCGACAGAUGGCCGCCGAGCUGGAGGCAGCAAAUCUGGCUCACGCAGCUCAGAUACGCGCUCAAGCAAACCUCGCGCAGGCCAGCGCUGCACACGCCCAUGCGCAUGCGCAACGCAUGGUCCGCGUACCAAUUCUUUACCAUGAGAAUCAUUCUAACACUGGUUCGAGUAUGCACUCGCCUAAUGUCUUGCCUUUCCCUAUGCCCUACCAUGGAUCGUACCAUCAAAUUAACUCCUCAUCAACAUCUACAUCAUCGGCAAGAUCACCGCCGUCAACGAGUAUCGUCACAUGAAAUGUAUAAUGCGCCGUUAAUGGAACGAUAUUAUUCUUAAGUAGAAGAAAAUGUUUUUGAUUUUGUAGGGCAAAGGUAUAUGCAUGUGUCCUUAAU